GGUGAGCUGGGCGCCCCAGUCCAGCCGGAGGAGGAGCAUGGGAGGACGGCGUGCGGGGCUCCUGCUGGCGUGGGCCUGUGGGCUCCUCAGUGCCAUCAGCACCGAAGAUUAUGACGUGCCAACUACAGUUUAUGAUCUGCCAGUUGCUGAAACGAUGCCUUACUUUCCAGAAAUGAAAGAUGGCAAGUGUGUCUUUCCGUUCCGCUAUAAGGACAACCUGUUCUACGACUGUGUCAAGUUCAAGGCCAAGCACAAAUGGUGCUCCGUGACGGAGAACUUUGAAGGCUACUGGAAGUACUGCUCCGAUGAAGACUUUGCAAAAUGUGUGUUUCCCUUCUGGUUCAGACGCACCAUCUACUGGGGAUGUACCGACGACUCGGAAGCAUUUGGGAAACGAUGGUGCUCACUGACCCCGAAUUUCAACAAAGAGAAGGUCUGGAAGUAUUGCGAUGACAAGUACUUGCCUCAACCCUGAAGGGGUGCACGGACCCUCAGGGGAGCGAACCUACAGUGUUUGCUGGGGAGGGGAGGAGAGAUAGGAUGCUCUCUGAGAUGCGAUUUGAAGGGGAUCCGGCUGGUGGAAAUGAGAAGUAGUGAUGGAUGUUACUUCCUGGCCUGGCCAAACAUAGGUUUUCCUCCAAAGUCUUCCAGACUCUCUUGGUCUUUGUCUAUCAGCAA
Messenger RNA from Myotis davidii, 678 nucleotides. Its product is annotated as binder of sperm protein homolog 1. Lineage: Eukaryota; Metazoa; Chordata; Mammalia; Chiroptera; Vespertilionidae. The transcript is spliced from 6 exons. The record is from RefSeq and is a predicted model, not a curated record. Gene Ontology annotation, molecular function: heparin binding. Bases 38 to 475 code for a protein of 145 amino acids. Gene Ontology annotation, cellular component: cell surface.